Molecule: messenger RNA, 1465 nt
Organism: Microplitis demolitor
Lineage: Eukaryota; Metazoa; Arthropoda; Insecta; Hymenoptera; Braconidae
Product: transmembrane reductase CYB561D2
Exons: 3
Coding region: 655-1353 (232 amino acids)
Molecular function (GO): transmembrane monodehydroascorbate reductase activity
Source: RefSeq, a predicted model, not a curated record
AGAAGUUUGUUAUUGGAUCGGGUAACGAGAUAUUCGCGACGGAAGUUUUCGUCGGUUUUCACUGGCGCGAUUUUUAAAAUCUUUUGAUGCGAUUAUCUAAUGAACUAAUUGAGAUAAUUGGAACUUUUUUUUUUUAAAUUACAGCUAAAACUAUGUAGAAUAGAAUGUGACUAUCGUUUUUAUCGGUUAAUUUUGAAUAGUAGUAGAAAUAAAUGAUAAAUCACAGAAGUUAGCGACUCUGUUCAAAACGUGUCAUUUUUUAAAGUCAUCGCUAAGUGAUUGUAAUCAAAAUCAAGGAUCAUGAUGGUACUCAGGUCUUAGAGUGUUUAAUUACGAAUCUUUUGAGCGCCCGCAGAAGUCAGUUACUCGAUUAGGUCCCGAGAUAUCGGGACCGAAAGUCUACAAAACAUUUCGGAGCGGUGCGACUAUCUAAUGAACAAAUUGAAAAAAUUAGGACUUUUUUUUUAAAUUACAGAAUUUCCUACAAAAAAGGUUCUUAUCAAUUUCCAUGUAAGUCCAGUAGUUUAGCUGCUAGAUAUCUUCAAAGUUGGCCAUCACCAAAGCAGCAAAAAAAAAUAAAUCGCUACUGUACUGAUAGAAGAGCUAUUCUAUAUGAUAUAGUUUUGAUAACAAGCGGAUUUGAUAAACAUUGAAAUGACGAGUGAACAAGGAAAUGUUGAGAAAAUAAUUAAUAGUCCGGGAACGAUAAAUAUUGUGGUGACAGUAAUAACACAUGUGUUAUUAUUAAUCCCAGCAUUUUAUAUUAUUGUUGUUUAUUUUAUUAAGUAUUCAUUUUUUUCUUGGCAUCCUAUUUUGACUGUCCUUGGGGUGGGAUUACUGAUAUUCGAAGGAAUAUUCGCAAUAUCCGGAGAGGCAAAUUUGAUAGCACGAGUCACACGUGCCAAUAGAAUAACAAUUCACUGGAUAUUAAUAACCACAGGAUUAACGUUGAUGGGAAUUGGGCUAAUAAUUGCGGUGGUUAAUAAAAACCGCCUUAAUAAAUAUCAUUUUAGUACAACCCAUGGGCAACUGGGACUCAGUGCUAUUGUCAUUUCCUGCGUGGUUGCAGGAUUUGGUAUUAUUGCCAAUAAUACGCGUUGGCUGUAUCCCCGAGUAAGGCCGGUCCUAAUAAAAGUCGCCCAUGCACUUGGUGGCAUCACAAUUGCUAUUAUCUUUAUCGCAACAAUUAUUAAUGGUACUUACAAGCAUUCAUUCCCUGGCACGGAUGUCGGCAGAGAUAUUUCAUUCGCGUGUUAUUUUUUCGCUGGUCUUUUCUUACUUUUCAAACCCAUACUCGGCGCGGUUUCAAGGUCACGCGUUAUUUUAAAACCAGCACAGACACAAGCCGCGUAAAUUAGUAUAAAUGUUUAAUUUUUUACUGUACCUAUAUAAUUAAUUAACAAAAAUAAAACAAUUCUGUAAAAAUAAAUAAUUAAUUAAAUAUUUUUGUAAUAAAAUUUUACUU